Arabidopsis thaliana (thale cress) is the source of this 2077-nucleotide messenger RNA. RefSeq names its product Pyridoxal phosphate (PLP)-dependent transferases superfamily protein (gene LCD). NCBI's taxonomy places the organism in Eukaryota, Viridiplantae, Streptophyta, Magnoliopsida, Brassicales, Brassicaceae. The transcript is spliced from 2 exons. Bases 151 to 1515 code for a protein of 454 amino acids. The record is from RefSeq and is marked reviewed. Gene Ontology annotation, molecular function: L-cysteine desulfhydrase activity.
GGAAGCGGAAAAGUGUUACCGCACCACAAAAAUCAACGAUGACGUACCAACAGUGAAUGAUUUGACCCCCAAAAACCCACACAGUCUCUCUCUCUCUCUCUCAAUUUGGGAUUCGAGACGAAACCCUAGCUCUGAUUUUUUUCAAUUCCGAUGGAGGCGGGAGAGCGGCGCAAUGGCGAUUCGAUGAGUCACAAUCACCGCGCACCGAAGAAGCCACGUCUCGCUGGGUUAUUAACCGAGUCAGAUAUCGACUCUGAGUUCGCUCACCACCAGACCGGUGUUGCCAGAAUCAACAACGGUAGCUUCGGGUGCUGUCCUGGCUCCGUUCUCGAGGCGCAACGCGAGUGGCAGCUUCGUUAUCUCCGUCAGCCUGAUGAGUUCUACUUCAACGGUCUCCGUCGUGGACUUCUCGCUUCUCGAACUGUGAUCAGUGACCUAAUCAACGCCGAUGAUGUUGAUGAGGUCUCUCUCGUUGAUAACGCCACCACUGCUGCUGCUAUUGUUCUUCAGAAAGUUGGAAGGUGUUUCUCGGAAGGGAAGUAUAAGAAGGAAGAUACUGUAGUGAUGUUUCACUGUGCGUUUCAGAGUGUGAAGAAGUCGAUUCAGGCUUAUGUCUCUCGUGUGGGAGGUUCUACUGUUGAGGUUAGGUUACCUUUCCCUGUAAAUUCGAACGAAGAGAUUAUCUCCAAGUUUAGAGAAGGACUAGAGAAAGGUAGAGCGAAUGGUAGAACGGUUAGGUUAGCUAUCAUUGAUCAUAUAACGUCGAUGCCGUGUGUUUUGAUGCCGGUACGAGAAUUGGUUAAGAUCUGCAGAGAGGAAGGUGUGGAGCAGGUUUUUGUUGAUGCAGCUCAUGCCAUUGGUAGUGUUAAAGUUGAUGUGAAAGAAAUCGGAGCUGAUUACUAUGUGAGUAAUCUGCAUAAAUGGUUCUUUUGUCCACCGUCUAUCGCGUUUUUCUAUUGUAAGAAACGUGGUUCUGAGUCUGAUGUUCAUCACCCUGUGGUGUCUCAUGAGUUUGGAAAUGGUUUGCCUAUAGAAAGUGCCUGGAUUGGGACUAGGGAUUACAGUUCACAGCUUGUGGUUCCAUCUGUGAUGGAGUUUGUAAACAGGUUCGAGGGAGGGAUGGAAGGGAUAAUGAUGAAGAACCAUGAUGAAGCUGUUAGAAUGGGUUUAAUGCUGGCUGAUGCUUGGGGAACGAAUCUAGGGUCACCUCCAGAAAUGUGUGUUGGGAUGGUUAUGAUCGGUUUACCUUCAAAACUCUGUGUUGGAAGUGAUGAAGAUGCUAUUAAGUUGCGGUCAUAUCUGCGGGUUCAUUACUCAGUUGAGGUUCCAGUUUUUUAUCUCGGAUUGAGGGAUGGAGAGGAAGGAGUGAAAGACAAAGACAGUGGACUAAUUACUGCGUAUGUUCGGAUCUCUCAUCAGGUCUAUAACAAAACUGAGGAUUAUGAGAGAUUGAGAGACGCAAUAACAGAGUUAGUCAAGGAUCAGAUGACUUGUCAAAACCUUCCUGCAUUGUAGUAACCAGGUAUGCUUCAGAUUCACAAUCUUGCUUACCAUCUAGAGUUGAUUGCCAUGCUUAACAUCUGUUGGCUUCUCUGCCUUCAAAAUGGUGGACUGUAAAAAAGCAGACAACUUUAGAUCUUUUUUCCAUGCUCUAGGUGAUGAUUGCUUGAUCGUAUAUGAACCAAACCAAUUAAGAUCAACUGCCGGUGUAACAAUAAGGCGAUGGAAGAGCCACGGGCAAAGAUUCCGGAGGUAACAUGUAUUGAUGAGCUUGUGGAGGAGCGGCUUGCAAUGGAAGAAGAAGCUAACCUUGAGAGGCCCUCUCUUUUUAUUAGUCUUUUAUAACGUUUAACGGCUUUGUAUGAUUAUUGCAAAUAAAAUCAUGUGCGUCUAAUCUUAUCUUCCUCAAACAUUCUGCUUGCGAAUCUCCUGUCGCAGUUCCAAUAAUUUUUCCUUAUUGAAAACUUUUUCCCUCACAUUGAAAGCAUAUUCAUAGAUAUGUAAUGACACCUAAUUUAUCAUUGUUUUGUAUGAUUCUGGUUCGUUUUCACAUCUAUGUCUAUUAUGUCUAUUUACC